Agrilus planipennis (emerald ash borer) is the source of this 2488-nucleotide messenger RNA. Its product is annotated as NHL repeat-containing protein 2. The record is from RefSeq and is a predicted model, not a curated record. NCBI's taxonomy places the organism in Eukaryota, Metazoa, Arthropoda, Insecta, Coleoptera, Buprestidae. The transcript has 5 exons. Gene Ontology annotation, molecular function: protein binding. Bases 247 to 2367 code for a protein of 706 amino acids.
AUUAUCAUAGGUUAUAUACCUUUAAAAUAUUUAUUUAGAAAUAAAAUUGUUUCAAACACUUUCUCCUUAUUUGUUUCUUCUGAGUUUCUUAUAAAUAGACCUUUUCCAACUAAAGCAGUGCCAUGGCAGUACUAUAGGAGUUUAAUCGUUAACGGCAACUACCAAAAUGAAUUGUUAAGUGUAAUUUAAGUGUUUUUUUUUAAUAAAAACUCAAAACACCUUCCAACCGAUUAUUUCAUAAUAAUAAUGGAUGAAGACGAUUCAAUUGGUUAUUCACAUCAAAAGCUACAAUCUCUGUUACAAUUAUCAAACAACAAAGAUGUAACUGUUAAAAAUUACAUUAAAUCAGUUACUUAUCAUCCUGUUAAAGAUUUUCAAAAUGGAUUGGAGUGGUUUAAUGUAUCUGAACCUUUAUUUUUUUCAAAACAUCUAAAAGGCAAAGUCGUAUUAUUAGAUUUUUUUACUUAUUGUUGCAUUAAUUGUAUGCAUAUUUUGCCAGAUUUAAAAGAUUUAGAAAAUGAGUUCUCAGUUGAAGAUGGAUUAGUUGUGGUUGGUGUACACAGUGCAAAGUUUGAAAAUGAGAAAAAGUCUAAAAAUAUAUUGGCAGCUGUUCAACGGUAUAACAUUACCCACCCUGUUGUUAAUGACCAUCAGAUGACAAUGUGGGAAAAUUGUGAUGUCCACUGUUGGCCAACUUUAUUACUGUUAGGACCAAAUGCUAAUCCUCUUGUUAUGUUGACUGGAGAAGGCCACAAAGAACAUUUGCACUUUUAUAUUAAAAAUGCUUUAGAAUAUUACAAAGAUCAACAAAAAAUAUCCAAUCAUAAAAUACCACUUAAAUUGGCAUGUCAUUCACUAAUUGAUAUUAAUAGUCCAUUGUUAUUUCCUGGUAAAAUUGCUAGCUGCAUAAAUGAAGAUGUAUCAUUAGAACAUUUAGCUGUAUCUGAUACUGGUAAUCACAGAAUUCUUUUCCUAAAAAAUGAUGGAACAUUACUAAAACAAAUUGGAAGUGGAAAUGCAGGCUUUAAGGAUGGAAACUUUCAAAUAGCUGAAUUCAAUGCACCACAAGGCUUAGUUUUUGAUGGGAAAGAUGUUAUUUUUGUUGCUGAUACAGAAAAUCAUGCAAUUCGAAAGCUUGAUUUACAAAAUGAGAUUGUAAAAACUGUUGCUGGAACAGGUUUCCAAGGCAAUGAUUAUAAAGGUGGUAGGAAAGGAAAAGUUCAGGAAAUAUCAUCGCCAUGGGAUGUUUGCAUUUAUAAUAUAACAGAUGAAAAAGAUUCAAAGCAGAAAAAAGUCCUUAUGAUUGCAAUGGCAGGAACUCAUCAAAUUUGGGCUUUAUUCUUAGAUGAUACAGUAUGGUGGAAGAAUCAAUCAUACAGUGCUGGAACUUGUGUUGCUAUUGCUGGAUCUGGACGAGAGGAAAACAGAAAUAAUCAGUAUCCACAUGCAGCUGGAUUUGCUCAACCUUCAGGUCUUGCAAUUCAUAGUAGUAAUAAAGAAAUCUAUAUUGCAGACAGUGAAAGUUCAAGUAUUAGGAGGCUAUCAUUGUUGGAUGGAAAAGUAACCUGUGUAGUCGGAGGAGAUAAAAAUCCUAAUAAUUUAUUUGCGUUUGGCGACAAAGAUGGAAAAUUACAAGAGGCAAAGCUACAACAUCUUCUUGGGUUAGCACUAGCCAAUAAAGCCGAUAUUUUAUUUGCUGCUGAUACAUAUAAUCAUAAACUUAAAAGAGUUGAUAUCACAACAAACACAAUUUAUACAUUAUCGGUAGCGGGUUUGAAUGAACCCGGUGGCGUAACUGUCAGUUUUGAUGAUAAAAAACUUUAUGUUGCUGACACUAAUAAUCAUUGCAUCAAAAUAGUAACAUUGGAUGAUAAAUUAUCUGCUGUUACAACGACAACAUUAGAACUGAACAUGUCUCAACAUCCUCUUAAAUUAUCAGAAUUGGCGGCUGCGAUGAGUUCUAAAGUGCCUACUUAUAACAGCAAAACAAUUACUAUCAGCGAGAAAGGAGGAAAGCUGAAGUUAAAGUUCAAUUUUAAUUUCGUAAAAGGACUAAAACUCAAUCCAGAAUCUGUUCAGAAAUGGUCGGUUAAGAGUCCCAACAAAAGAUGGUUCAUUGCACCCACAAGUGGAAAUAACAUUAAUAACAUUGAUAUUAUUUGUAAAGUUUCUGGACCUCAUCUUGAUAAAGAUAAUUUAGAUUGUUUUUUUCAUCUAGUUACUUGCACAGAUGAAUUUUGUAUACCAAAAAAAUUUGUUAUUCGUCAACCUCUUCUUUUUCAGGAGGGCGCUCCUUCCACUUUAGAGAGUAUUCUUAACGUAGAAGUAGAUCCGCUUCAAAUUUUAAUAAUUGAUAAGUUAAAUUAAUAUUGUGACAUUAACCAGAACUAUACAUCAGAGAGAAUAUGUGAACUAAUAGUUAAAUUAAUAAUUUGCGCUAUUUUAUCUAACAAGUAAUAAAUGAAAAAUAGAUUUGAACGCAAAAUCA